Messenger RNA from Papilio xuthus (Asian swallowtail), 3945 nucleotides. RefSeq names its product phosphatidylinositol 4-kinase beta fwd (gene fwd). The record is from RefSeq and is a predicted model, not a curated record. Lineage: Eukaryota; Metazoa; Arthropoda; Insecta; Lepidoptera; Papilionidae. Gene Ontology annotation, cellular component: cytoplasm; membrane. Gene Ontology annotation, biological process: phosphatidylinositol phosphate biosynthetic process; phosphatidylinositol-mediated signaling. Gene Ontology annotation, molecular function: 1-phosphatidylinositol 4-kinase activity. Bases 180 to 2612 code for a protein of 810 amino acids. The transcript has 10 exons.
CGCUCGCAGCUAGGUCGUGCGUAUUGCUGCCGUCCUACGAUCGUUGGAGUACGUACUUCCCGCGCUCAUGUACACAGUACACACUAUGCGUGCAGACAUGGCUGUGUGAGAAACGCUAAUUGUGUUUGGUGUGCUCGUGUCAACAGUUUGUGACUAACUCGUGAUUUAUAACAUAUCAAAUGGUUCGAAAAAUUGUCGUUGUCGGUAUACGUUAUUACGAAGACCCUUUCUAUAAACAUGUGACGGGUGCGAGUGGGCCACCAGCGGGAUGUGGCCACCAGAGAAACAGAUCGCUGGACUCGGUCCUGCAGAGGAUACCGGAGGACAUGACGCCGACGUCACCCGAAGGUGCGCCGCUGCGGCUGCCCGGUGACGUCGCAACGCCGCGGCUCGCACUUCCUCCCGGCGUGCCCGCCGGCUCUGACGACUCCGGCAUCCAUACGCCGCCCGACGGCGCCGAUGAGGACCGGCCGCAGCCUCCCGCCGCCGCGCGCAGCCGCGAGAGCCUCGACUCCGGCAAUCCCGAGGACACGGACAAGCCGCCCGACCCUCCCGACACAAUACCGUCGAUCCCUAAUGAAAUAUCGGUGGCGGAGACCUCUAAGAACAAGGGAUUUCUCCUCAGACUAUUUGAAAGCAAAUUGUUCGAUAUGAGCAUGGCGAUAUCAUACUUAUUCAACUCCAAAGAAUCGGGCGUCCAGACGUACCUGGCCAACAAGUUGUUCUCGUUCCCUUACGAGGACGUGGACUUUUACCUGCCGCAGCUGGCGACCAUGUACAUAGAGAUGAGUGAUGUAGCGGACGUGCUGCGGCCGUACCUCGUGCACCGCUGCAAACAAAGCGCUGAAUUCUCAUUGCGGCUCGCGUGGCUGCUGACGGCCUUCGGUGGUGACUCGAAGAGGUCCAAGGCGGCCAAGCUGCGAGACUCGAUAUUGGCGGAGGAGAUAAGGCCGGCGGCGCGGCGAGGCCAUCACAGGUCGCAGUCGGACGCCUCCGCGCUCAGGAUCACUACGCCCUCAGGUCGGCAUCUUGGCGACCUGGCGUCCGGUCGCGCCUUCGACAACGGCUGCCUUUGCGGAGAACAAUGCUCAUGUGGCGCACCCAGAUUAGCCCCGCAGACACAGUUUUUAACUGCGCUGACAAACAUCGGCCGGUUACUAGCAGGCGUGGCGGACAAGGAGCGUCGUAACGGUCGUCUACGAGCAGAGCUGGCCUCGCUCGAUCUCAAUCUGCCAGCGCGCGUGUGGCUGCCGCUGCAUCACCGGCCGCAUUAUGUGCUGCGGAUACCACCGCAUGCAGCUGCUGUGCUUAAUAGCAAAGAUAAGGCGCCAUACAUAAUGUACGUGGAAGUAUUAGAGACUGAAGGGCAUGAACCAUUGCCGUCUCGCUUGCUCCCUCCCGCGCCGCCUGCGCCUCACUCCCCUCCAAUUAGGCACACGAAGAGCGAGGAAAACCUGGUGCCUGAGUGGCCGGCGCUAAUGUCCUACACAGCCCCUGAAGAUGAUGCCGGUGAUUGCUGGAGCCAUGAUGAUGAUGAUCUGACGCACUACGCCGCUACUGCCAGAUUACCCGCACCAGAUACACUGUCGCAGAUGUCGUGCAUGUCGGCGGCGUCGCUGCAGUCAGCGUCGUCGUGUGGGUCGCGCGAGUCGCUGGCUGUGGGCGCGGGCGAGGUGCGCCGCCGCCUGGCCGACGCCACCGCCGCGCCGCCACCCAACGCCUUCCGACACGACCCCGCAGAUCCUUCAGCACUCGCUCUCAAGGAGUCAUGGGAGAGCAAACUAGCUCGUAUGCGGUCAUCAUCUCCGUACGGCUCUCUAUCAGGCUGGCGGCUGCUGGGCUGCAUCGUGAAGGUGGGCGACGACCUGCGCCAGGAGCUGCUCGCUGCGCAGCUGCUGCGCCGGCUGAGCGCAGCCUGGCGCGCUGAGCGAGUGCCGCUCAGACUGCGCCCCUACGAGAUACUAUGUCUGGAUGCUGAGUGCGGCCUCAUACAGCCGGUGCUGAAUACGGUGUCCUUGCACCAGAUAAAGAAGCAGUCGGGCAAGUCGCUGCGUGCAUGGCUGGAGCUGGAGCACGGCCCGCCCAAUAGCGAGGGCUUCCUGCGCGCACAGAACAACUUCGUAGAGUCCGCCGCUGCGUAUGCACUUACCAGCUACCUCCUGCAACUCAAAGACAGACACAAUGGUAACAUCCUACUGGACAGCGAAGGCCACAUUAUUCAUAUCGACUUUGGUUUUAUAUUCUCCACUUCACCGAAGAAUUUAGGAUUCGAAAGUUCACCUUUUAAGUUGACUCGAGAGUUCGUGGAAGUGAUGGACGGCGAGGACUCGGACAUGUUCUCGUACUUCAAGAUCCUGAUGCUGCGCGGGCUGGUGGCGGCGCGCAAACAUUGCGACCAGCUCAUACACCUCGUUGAAAUCAUGCGCAUGGGUGGUCAGUUAUCAUGCCUGCGCAGCAGCAGUGCGGUGUCGUCAUUCCGCGCUCGCUUCCACCCCGGCCGCACGGAGCCGCAGCUGCAGGCGCUCGUCGACCGCCUCGUGCGCGACGCACUGCGCUCGCUCUCCACACGCCUCUACGACAACUAUCAGUACUACACCAACGGCAUACUAUAGCCGCGACACAACUUACAACAGUACUACGGCCGCUAUACAACUUAUAAUAGAACACUUUGGACACGAAACAAGUUACAAUAGUAUACUAUUGCCACCAUGCAAGUUACAACAGAAUACUAUGCUUGCUAUAAAAGUUACAACAGUAUACUAUGCCCACUAAACAAGUUACAAUAGUAUACUGCAGCCACUAUACAAGUUGCAAUAGUAUACCACUGCCACUAAACAAGCUACAACACUAUACUAUGGCCACUAUACAAGUUACACCAGUAUACUAUGCCCACGGCCACACUUUCGGACGAUGUGGGCAAAAGUGAAAUUAAAAUGGACGUCUUGUCAUGUUUUUGUCUUUGGUGUAUCUAACCGCGAUGACAGCGCCAUCUCUGGCUUAGAUAAGUUUGUGGAACUACAUGUUGUUGAGUCUAGGAACAUUUUCGUAGACCAAUGUCUGCGGUAUUGUAUAAAAGAAAAUUAUCUGAAUAUCAAUACUAUUUGAAUAAGAUUGAAAAAGAAUGUUAUUUCAAGUAUGGCAUGUUCUAAAGUUUUUCAUCAAAAUAAUAAUAGUUUUUUAUACUGUUAGCUAUUUGUUUUUUGUCUUUAAAUUCUCUUUAUAAAGGGGACAUUAUAAUUUUGUAAAGCCUUAAAUUUUAACUAGUUUUUUGAGUGUAAUUCGCUUGAUAUUAUUCAUUCAUACAAUUUGGUCCCGUCCAUUGUAGUCUCGUUUAGUGAACUUUUAGAUCUAUAUAGAAAUUGUAACAUAAAUUGGACGACAUUAUGUUACUAAACCAUGCUAUAAUUUCAAAUCUGUAAUGAAAACUGAACAAUGUAAAUAAUUCUUUUCUUUUAUUUUAAAAUUCCAUUUGUACUAAAGUCUUAAACUUUUAGGUUAUAUAAUAAAAUCAAGGGUGUGCAAAAAUGUAAAUAAAUAUAUGAAAAAAUGAAAAUAUACUAAUUUUCGCAAUGAGAAGACUGAUUGUUUCAGGCGUGAGUAUGAUUUUAGUUUUUAAUCUCUCCAUUUCUUUGUAUAGUUUUUAAAUUGUAUGUGAAUUAUGAAUGUUAUAUGUGAAUUCGGAGCCUACCCUAAGGUAAGGGUGACCCCUCGGUGGGGAUGUUUUGUGAGCUGAUGAUGAUGAUGUGACUUCGGAAAUGAAAACUUCAAUGUUUAGAAUUGGACAUGUGAAGUUACGAAUGAAUGGUAAUGUAGAUAAAUUUAUUAUUAAUAACUUUGAAUAAACUAUUAUACUUCCAUAUAUCUAUUUGUGUGACGAGCUAAAUAUAUAACUAUAUCUGCUUAUAUAUAAAUUUAAUAUUAUGUAAUUGUCAUGUAAAGUAAAUA